Medioppia subpectinata is the source of this 1482-nucleotide messenger RNA. The record is from the annotation of a GenBank genome assembly. NCBI's taxonomy places the organism in Eukaryota, Metazoa, Arthropoda, Arachnida, Sarcoptiformes, Oppiidae.
AUGUCUUUCACCAAUAAUUUGGGCCAAUGUUUGACUGAAAGAAAUGCCAACCAAUGGUCGCAUCGAAUCGGCGACUACUCGAUGGUGUCGGCCAUCGGGAAGGGCUCCUUCGGCCAAGUGUUCAAAGCCAUCCAUAAAUCACCUGCGAAUGGAAGCGCUGCCGAGGAAUGCAAAUACUGUGCCAUCAAAUCGAUUGAGAAGAAGUGUUCGCCAAAUUUGGGCAAAAUCUUGACCGAAGUGUCCAUUCAUUUGCGGCUCAAAAACGACAAUAUUUUGCAAUUAUUUAAUGUAAUCGAAGACAAAACUAAUGUGUAUUUAGUGUUGGAGUUGUGUUUCGGCGGAACUCUUACACAACUGAUCCAAAUGUGUGCCAAACAGUCGAAGAGCAGCUGCAAAACGAGCGACAAUUGUCUUCAUCCCAUUCUGGACUACUCAGUGAUCCGCAAUAUAAUGAGACAAUUGUGUAAUGGAUUGGAUUAUCUGCACCGCAACUCAAUAGUCCACAGAGACCUCAAUCUUAACAAUGUAUUGGUUUUGCAUCCGUUUGAAAGCGAUAGUGAUUUAGUGGUGAAGAUCGCCGACUUUGGUCUCGCCAUUGAUCUCAACUCGUCUUCAUUACAACACUCGUCUAAACCUCACAGAGAAGAGCACGUAAUCCCACUCCCGAUUGGGACCACAAUAUGCGGUACUCCGGGCUUCAUAUCGCCGGAGGUUUGGUCUCAAAUGCAAACCGUUUCGCCGAAGAGUGAUAUUUUCAGUUUGGGUUCAAUUCUGUUCGCAUGUAUUGCCGGCUAUACUCCCAAAGGAGGGCUCGAUUUAAGCAACUUUUCUCCGUUUGCUUGCGAUCUGAUUUGUCGUCUGUUGGCCCCAAACCCUACGGAUCGGCCACUCAUUGAAGACAUACUGAAUCACCCAUUAAUUGAAGGCCCGCUCACAACCGAUCGAUUGCUUCCCAUUAAUAAGACCACUAAAGAUCUGCAGUUAGCCAUCGAUACCGACGGAAACGAGUUCCAAAGGGAGCGAAACAGGACUGGAAUCGAUUGCUUUCCCAUUUGUUUUGGCAGAAAAAGCAAAAUCAAAACCGAAAGCACGCAAACACUUUCAACACAACAGCCAUUCAUAUCGAGUCAGAUCUUGAGAUCCAUUCAAAUCGAUGGCAUUGGAGAAGCGGCUCAGCUGUCAAACGGUGUCUUCAAUGUUACGUUCACUGAUGGCUCGUCUCUGUGUUUUAGAAGUGAUUCCGAAAUUCCGGUUAUUUUUUACCCGAAAAACGGGUCAGAAAUGAGGUUCAAAAAGAGCGACUCAUUGCCAGAGUUCAAAAAGAGCGACUCAUUGCCAGAUUUCAAUGAAAUGGGAAAGGGAUGUAUGGAUGGGACGGCAGGACGACUGGUGGCGUCCCCUCUCGACUCACUCUCCACUCCCAUAGUGUUUGCACGCAUUGAACGCUCACUUCCUUUCAGUCACACGUCGUCGACAUUUUGC